AUGGCGGAUGAAGCGAAAGUAAACUCAGAAUCUACAGAAAUUCAUCGAUUAUUUUAUGUGGAAGAUGAUAAAUUUUCAAAUGGUGGUGAAUAUAGAAUGGCAGUCGACUUCCAAAACAUGCAAAAUAUAAUCGAACCUCUUCGUCAAUUAGAUCUUGAAAAAGCAAAAAUAUUUGGUAUAUUUGGUGAUAAUAUGGAUGUUACAAAGUUUCUCUAUUCAUUAUUUCCCGAUGGUCUGAAUGAAAUAGAAUCAUUGUUUACCAAUUGUGAUCAAAUGCCAGCUAUGUGGACAAUUUUCAACAGAAAAAUGUUUGUUUUUUUACUACUUUGUAAUCAAGAUACGGCUUUGGAAAAAGGAAACUAUUUUACUGUUGUUAUGCAAAGAUUUUUACAAGAUAUAUGUCAAAACGUUAUUAUUUGUCCAUCGGAAUCAUUUUUUACGAAUUUUUCAACGGAACAUUCAUUUCACGGUAAACCAUACGGAUCUCGAACAUACAAAUUAGUGAAAAAGGAAUUAGUUGACAUUCAAGAACCGAAAAAUAUAAAACUUCACGAUAAAAAUAUUUUCAAAUCAGUAUUAGAUGAACAGUGUCAAAAUGUUUUAAUUACAAAUAAUAAUCCAAUAACGUAUUGUGUCCGAAAAAUUUCUCAAGAUGCGAAUUUGAACGCAGAAAAUAAUAAAUUUAAUGAAUUAAGUGAACUUCUACAAAAAUAUUUUGACAUUGGUAAAGCUAACUUACGUAUGAUCCUUGAGUUAUGUGAUAAAACUCGAAUAUUUUUAUCAAGUAAACAAAAAGAAAAAAUAGAAAGAGUGAUUACAGAUUCUGUACAAUUAUAUAAUAAUCAAAUAGCUCAUAUUGAACAAGAAGUAAAAUCCUCCAUCCAUGAAUUAAUUGGCAUGGCGAAAAUAUUGGGUUCUUUCAGACAUGACACUGAAAAAGAUUUUAGGAAACAGUUAUAUGAAACCACAAAAGGCUGGCUAAUUGACCCCAGACAAUCAAAAACAACUGCUGAAAAUUGUACUGAGUGCCUUAUCAGCACGUUAGAAAACCAUUUAAAAAAUAAAACAUCGAAAUUUAAUAUUACUGAUGAACAUCGUUCCGAAUUUAUAUCUCGACUGAAGAAAAAUGACAAAAAAAAUGAAGUGCGCGAUUUGCAAGAGCGAUGUAUAAAAUUAAUUAUAUUAGAAGCUCAAUCAGAAAAUCAAUUCGAUAUCCAUUUUGAUAUUCAUCCAUUACAUUACACUCCUCAGUUUGACGCUGAACAUCAUCACCUGCAACACUUUACGAUCAAUCGUUUCGCUCCAAUUCAAAUUACAUUCAAUGAAUUAAAUACUUUCAUGAAUCUGUCUGAAAUAUCUGAGUCCGAUCGUCUUGAAUUACCUAAAAGAAUAAACUGA
Molecule: messenger RNA, 1398 nt
Organism: Rotaria socialis
Lineage: Eukaryota; Metazoa; Rotifera; Eurotatoria; Philodinida; Philodinidae
Source: the annotation of a GenBank genome assembly